This is a messenger RNA of Cheilinus undulatus (humphead wrasse), 1078 nucleotides long. RefSeq lists its product as uncharacterized. Bases 20 to 760 code for a protein of 246 amino acids. The record is from RefSeq and is a predicted model, not a curated record. The transcript has 7 exons. Lineage: Eukaryota; Metazoa; Chordata; Actinopteri; Labriformes; Labridae.
CCAUCUGAGGCUCAGAAUCAUGAAGGUCUGCACCACUUUGCUCCUCUUCAUCUUCAUCCUCACUGCGCCACAGGAUGGAGAAACCUCCUUUUUUGGUCCCUUUCGCGUCAUUAACCUGACUGGGACUGAGGGUGGAACAAUCACUUUUCAGUGCGCCUUCGAUUUCCCAGAAAUGAUGAAGACCCUCCAAAGAGGUGAUGGACAAAUUCUUCUUGAAACGACCGGCAGCAGAGCUCAGCGCGGGAGAUACAGGAUGGAGUAUGAUGAAGCAGAGAGAGCAUAUUCUUCUAUGACACUGCAUGUGAGCAUCACAGAGCUGAAAAAGGACGACUCUGGACGAUACAGCUGUGUGUUUGAUGAAGGUCGUCGUCCAAGUCUAACCCAGGAGUUUGAGCUCAGAGUUGAAGAUGCUCCAUCAACCUCUGCACCAGAGACAACGCCUCUCUCACUGACCCAUCCAGAUCCAACAACUUCUAAACUGAUCCAGAUUCCCCAAGCUUUCCCAUCAGCUCCUCCAGCCUCCAGAGAGAACAUAAGACCACCAACCCCUCCAGCUCCAUUCCCAGACUUAGACAUUGGGCUUCAGCUGUACGUGCGCCUGGUUCUCUUCACCGUGACCAUCGUUUCAUCUGCUAGUCUGCUGAUCGUCUGCUGGGGGAGGAUCAGAGGAGACAAAGAGCCUGACGCUGAGCUGGACUACCUUAACAUCUCCAGUGGCUGUGAGGAGUGUGAGGAGGUCAGAGAGGAGAUUGUGGACUGAUGAAGAAGAAGAAGAAACUCAGGCCGGCUCCUGUAUCUGCUGGACUGAGUUCUGAAGAAACAGGAACAGCUCAUAUCCUCUUCCUCAGCUACAGCUAUGCAUUAAAACCACUUUUUCUAUUUUCAGGCUUCAGUGUGAACACAUGAAGGGUGCUGAGUUUAUCUUUCAGUAACUGCAGCAUCUCUUUAGUUUGUUGGAGCCAAAAUCUUCAUUUUUCUAACAUGUGAAAAUAUUAAAGGAUGUUUGCAUUGUUUCUGUUGAAGCCUCUGGAAACUUGGCUUGCUGUAAUUCUUCUAAUAAAACUGAACUAAAAAACAA